AUGUCGAGGCCCGAGCAUAUUGCUCCGCCCGAAGUCUUCUAUGGCGACACAGAGGCAAGCAAGUAUACGGACAACUCUCGUAUACAGUCUAUCCAGGCAGAGAUGGCCAUCCGCUGUCUCGAGCUACUCGCGCUCCCUCAAGCUGCUCGAGCUACUCUCAAGAACGGGCGAGAGGACGACGGCAAAAGCGACAGUGAGGACGACGACGACGACGAUGAUGAUGAUGCCAUGUCCAACAAUGAGGCUGCACCACAAGCAGAGCCCUCCUUCCUGCUCGAUAUCGGCUGUGGAUCCGGUCUCAGUGGCGAGAUCAUCACUGAACACGGUCAUCAAUGGGUGGGCAUCGACAUUGCUGCCAGCAUGCUAGGCAAGCUGGACACUGUUGAUGUACUUAAGCUGACACCGACAAUGCUCCUGACAGAGGUAGCCAUACAGCGCGAUGUCGAGGGCGAUCUCUUGCUGCAGGAUAUCGGUCAAGGCUUUGGCUUUCGCGCUGGCAUCUUUGAUGGCGCGGUCAGGCAAGUCCACUGUGUUGCAGUCGUAUCGGUCUUGCAAUGGCUCUGCAACGCAGACAAAUCGCAUCACUCGCCCGCACAGCGUCUGGCGACUUUCUUUACCACUCUCUUUGCAUCUCUCCGUCGAGGCGCUCGCGCAGUCUUCCAGUUCUACCCCGAAUCAGACGACCAGGUCACCUUCAUGAUGUCUAUCGCUACUCGAGCUGGCUUCGGAGGCGGUCUCGUUGUUGACUACCCCAACUCCAAGAAAGCGAAGAAGUUCUAUCUCGUUCUCUUCGCAGGGCAAGCCGACCUGUCAGGCCGGCCGUCCGCGCUGCCCGCAGCCCUUGGAACCGAAUCAGAUCCAACAAGGGUACAAUAUGAAGCGCAUAGACAGGACAGUGCGCCGUCAAAGCGCAGAAAGGGCAAACGCGCAAAGGAUACCGCGACCACUCAGAAGGAAUGGAUCGUCGCAAAGAAGGACAAGUACCGUCGCAAAGGCAAAGAGGGCAUCCCGACGGAUUCAAAGCGAGUCUGCCUAAUCUCUAGUGCCUAG
Molecule: messenger RNA, 1050 nt
Organism: Mixia osmundae IAM 14324
Lineage: Eukaryota; Fungi; Basidiomycota; Mixiomycetes; Mixiales; Mixiaceae
Exons: 4
Coding region: 1-1050 (349 amino acids)
Biological process (GO): rRNA (guanine-N7)-methylation
Cellular component (GO): nucleolus
Molecular function (GO): rRNA (guanine) methyltransferase activity
Source: RefSeq, a predicted model, not a curated record